Molecule: messenger RNA, 1029 nt
Organism: Cyphellophora attinorum
Lineage: Eukaryota; Fungi; Ascomycota; Eurotiomycetes; Chaetothyriales; Cyphellophoraceae
Product: GTP-binding protein gtr2
Exons: 4
Coding region: 1-1029 (342 amino acids)
Biological process (GO): cellular response to amino acid stimulus; regulation of autophagy; cellular response to starvation
Cellular component (GO): nucleus; Gtr1-Gtr2 GTPase complex; fungal-type vacuole membrane
Molecular function (GO): GTPase activity; GTP binding
Source: RefSeq, a predicted model, not a curated record
AUGAAGCCGCGGCUGUUGCUGAUGGGUCAGCGUCGAAGCGGAAAAUCGUCCAUCACCCAUGUGGUGUUCCAUAAACAUCCUCCUCAGGAGACGAUCUUCAUCGAAUCCACUACUCGUAUUCUCAAGGAAGUUUUUGAGUAUGCCGCAUAUCCAUCUUUUAUGGACUUCCAAAUCUGGGACUUUCCAGGCCAGCUCGACUACUUUGACCCAGCAUUUGACUCCGGCGACAUUUUCAAGAAUAUUGGCGCUCUGAUCUGGGUCAUUGAUGCGCAAGACGACUAUAAUGAUUCCCUGAAUCGGUUGGUGGUCACAAUCAUGAACCUUCAGUCAACCGAGUACCGAGAUAUACUGGUAGAGGUAUUCAUUCACAAGACAGACGGGCUACCUGACGAAAUCAAAGGCGAUGUAUACACAGACAUUACCUCCAGAGUCAGCGACGAACUAGCUGAUGCGGGCUACAUCAAUCCUCGCGUCACCUACCAUGUCACCUCGAUAUUCGAUUCUAGCAUAUUCGAAGCCCUAAGCCGAGUUAUCCAGAAGCUAAUUCCAGAGCUCAACACCUUACAAACACUGCUCAACAUUCUUGCAGAUAACACAGGCAUGGAGAAAGCGUACCUGUUCGAUAUCAACAGCAAGAUCUACGUGGCCAGUGAUACGAGGCCCGUCGAUAUGGGCAGCUAUGAGAUGAGUUCUGCUAUGAUCGACUUUGUCCUUGACACAAUCGACCUCUUCAACUAUCCUAGAAAGGAGGCGAAGCCACUGGGCGCACAGAUGGAUGAGGUCGAAGCAUCUGUAACAUUCUCUCACGACAACUCUCUAAUGCUGAUUUUGAAAGAGGUGAAUCGAUAUCUGACUCUUGUUGGCAUUAUCAAAGCAAAGGACGCGAAGGACAAAAAGGGUCUGAUCGACUACAAUGUCCAUAUCCUGAGUGAAGCUGUCAACAAAGUUUUUGCUGUCAAAGAGAAAGAACACAGCAAGGCAUCAAGCGAGCAAGGCGAUCCGGACUCGACAGACAACGAAGCUGUAUGA